UAGAUUCAGGUGUAAAAAGAAACAAAACAGAGAAGCCAAAAACGAAUUCUUUUUAUAUUGCGAUGCCUCCGACGAAUGUCUCCGGCGAGCCACCGUAUACCUCGGCGUCUCCACCACCGCCAAAGCCGAAAACGAAAAUUCUCUCUCUAUUCCUCGUAGGCGUUAUCAUGAUAUCAAUAUUCUUUCUCUUCCUCCUCCUUCUCGGCAUCGCAUCUCUUCUUCUUCUCCCUUUCAUCCUCUCUUCUCUCCAUCGCCACCUACGACGUCGCUGACGUAACCGCCGACAUGUAUCCUCGGAUGGGUUAUCUUCAAGAUUCGUUAAAAAGAUUCCGCAAUUUAAAUUCUACGAACCCACCACACGGCACGGAAGCGAUUGCGUGGUUUGUCUUGAUGGGUUCAGACAGGGACAAUGGUGUCGGAACCUUCCCGGUUGCGGACACGUGUUCCAUCGGAAGUGUGUGGACACUUGGUUGCUCAAAGCCGCGAGUUGCCCAAUUUGCAGAGCUAGGGUUAGGUUGAGGGAGGAAGAUGCUCUAAAACCAAUAUUCAUAAUCUUUUCAUUUCUAUUUCUCUUGAAACCCCAUGGCUUCCUUCUUGAAUGUUCUAAAAGAGGUUAUGUGUAUCUUACAUGAAUCUGGCAAACUCUUUCUCAAGAACAAGAAGUUGAUGUUCUCUGUCUUUGUAUUCCCUCUGUUUCUCAAUGGUUUAGUUUAGUUGUUCAACGUCUUUGCCAUCAAACCCGAC
Brassica oleracea var. oleracea is the source of this 744-nucleotide messenger RNA. RefSeq names its product RING-H2 finger protein ATL56. Lineage: Eukaryota; Viridiplantae; Streptophyta; Magnoliopsida; Brassicales; Brassicaceae. The record is from RefSeq and is a predicted model, not a curated record. The transcript has a single exon.